CUCAGAGCAGCGCAGGGCUCGCCAAACGGCCGGCAUCGAUCGCGCGCAGCACGCACGCCUAGCAAAAAUGGCUCUCAGCACAUCCUCAGCAGAGCUCACAACAACCACAGCCGCCCGCGACGACGCCAAUGCCGCAGCAGCGAAAGCAACUAUAGACCUGCUACGAGUCGCUGAUAUGGACGACGCCACGAAGGACGCAUCCGUAGCCGCCGUCGACGCGUGCGGCCGGCUCGCGCGCGCGCUCGCGGUGCCGGGCGCCGUGCGGCCCCGGGACGCUCCCGCAGCGCUAUUGCCAGCCACGAUGUUGCUCUUGCGACCGCCGCGCGGCCGGCGGCGGCGCGCGGCAAUUGAAUCAGCCGCCGGCUGCGCGACCGCCGCCAUCACGGCGUGCGGACCAUCAUUAGCGAGGGUCGCCGGCGUUGACGGUGUCUCUCGUUUAUUAGGUGGUGUUAGUUUACGACUCGCUGAUAAAAAUGAUGAAGGGAUCACGUCGAAGGAGGAGGCGACGCUGGCGUUGCUACGCGCUGCGCGGAGCGCCUUCACGUCGUCGCAAACGGCCGCGGGUGCGGACCGCAAGGCCUGGCUUGUCGUGUGGGAUCGACUCAACGGUCAAGAAUCAGACGGCCGCGUGCUCGUGGCGGGCCUGGCGCACGCUACUGCUCUACUCGUGAAGGGCGGCGCUUCUCGUGAAACGCGUUUGAACGCCGUGGAGCUCCUCGACGCCAUGGUCAUGGCGACACCAUCAAAGCUCCAGAGGGAUUUGUGGAGGUGCUUCCUGCCCGGUUUAUUUGGGCCUUUGUGGGCGGCGGCCGCGGCGCCUCCCACGCCGGCGGAGAGCGACGCGCUGCGUUGUAGUGCGCUGACGGCGUGCGCCCGUCUGGUGGUCGUGGUGUGCGGCGGUGAUGUGGAGGACGCCAUCCAAGAGGCGCGGGUCGGGCCAACCGAGGACACUGGUGUAAGCGUCGCGCCCACUCGUAUAUGGCGAGAAACGACGCAACAAAGGCUCCUGUUCCACGUGCCGGCCAUGCUCGUCGCAUGUAGGAGAGACGCCUCGUCGAAAACGCGUCGGGCGUGCGUCGCGGCCGCCGCGUCGAUCAAAGACGCGUGCUCACCCUUUUUAGGACCGUGUGCAGCUCUGAACGACACGCUGGCAGCUUUAUGUUUCGACGAGGACCCCGCCGUCGCCUCGGAGGCGCGCCGCGCGAGCGUCGAGACGAGUUCACCGGAAGACGUCGCGAAGGCCGCGCAGGCCGCUGCAGUAUUGGCCUGUUCAAAUGACGAGGCGGCUUUGAGGGAUGCCCUCGACCUUACCAGUGGAAGGUGCGUGGGCACCCGCUCCAACCACUGGGACGGCGACGCCGCGUUUUCGACUUUAGAGGGAUUGGCCCGCGUGCUCCGCGGUACUGAUGCUGGCGUGCAAAGUUUAGAUGCACCCUUGGGCGCGCCGCAGGGUUUAGUCGCCCACGACACCUUCGAGAAGCGUGUCGUUGAGGCGGGGCGGUUCGGGGCCGCGUAUCCAAGGCCUCGAUUGGCCCACCUCCAUGCCAAGGCGACGCGGAACGCGUUGCGGCGGACCGUGUGGCUUGUGGCGAUGAAGGCUCCUACCUUGUCGCUGGAAGCCUGUUUACGAGGCUUGACGAAAGAGUUUGGGUCUUUAUUGGCCGAUCUCGUGUCCUCGUUAGCGGCGGCGCCCCGGCUGCGCGACGCCGUCCAGGACGACGAACCGGUCGACGUCACUCUUGAUCAGAAGCCGCUCGAAAGUAAUGGUGAGCUCGUCGCGCUAGCCGAGUACGCGGCCGACGAGAUCCUCGCUUCCAAAGCGUGGCGGGGGACUCGUGUUGAUCCUGUCGAGGAGGAAGUCUCGUCGGAUCUGUUGCGGGAUGGCACGGCCCUUGCGACGCCGACGAAGGCCCUGGCGACGACGACGACGAACGAGGCCGCGCCGGAGCUCUGCCGCGCCCUCGCGGCCUGCACUGGACUCGCAGCAGCGAGGGGCGGCCCCGAGGCCCUCGCUGCCUUAUUAAGACGAGCGUUAUACCCGCUGCUGGAGCAGCUCGCUUCCACCAAUCCAGACGCGCGGCAGGCCGCUUUAGCUGCCCUCGUCGAGUGCGCCGCUUGUACUGAUACAGAUGACGCUAAAGAAGCUUUACCUGCCUUACUGGCCGCGAACUUGGAUUAUGUGGUGGACGCGGCCUGUAGGAAACUAAGGCGAGCGGCAACACCAGAACAAGCCGCGAAAUCAGCUUCUGUAGUAGAGGUUCUAUUGAGGCACUCCCAGGCCGAGCCCGCCACCCCUCUUUUACGAGAUGUCGUGCGGAACGCGCUGAGAGACGUCGACGCGCACUGCGUCUCCGCCGGUUCGACGCAUGUCGCGACGGCGUUUUUGAGGUUGAUGCGGGCGAUGGUCCGGGCGGUGCCCCAUAUUCCCGGAGAAGAUCGCAUCGUACAGGAAGAAACGGAAGACUGGCUCAAGCCUCUGUUGCGGGACUUCGGCGACCGGCCCACGAGGCAGAAAGCGCAGGACGACUCCUACAAGCGACUCAUGGACGAGCUGAACAAGUACGGGCCGCGCGACCCGCCUCCGGAGGACGCACCUCCACGAGAGGUGGAGCAGCGAGACUCGACGCUGACGGACGAGGAAAAGGUGUUCUUGGGGAAUAGGGCGCACCACGCCAAACUCAACGAGAUGGGGCCGUCCGAGGCGUCUCCGGAAGAAACGCUGCUGAGCGACGUAGCUAAAAGAGCUACGUACUUCGUGGCUACCGAUGAUCUGGCGGUCCAGACCGUGGCGUUUGGGGUCUUGGCUGAUGCAUGUGAUAGGCUGCGGGCCGUGCCUGAUAGGGUGCGUCCUUUGGUUCAUGCUGUGUGGCCCUCUAUACGAGCGAGAUUGCCUGCAACGCGAGACGCCUGCGACGCCUUGUAUCACGCUUCAGGUGCCCAGCAGCGGUGCGUGAGUGCCGCGUUGGACGUCGUCGCCGUGCUCGCUUUUUGUGUAGGGGACUUUCUGGCUUUUAAAUUUAAAGACGACGCGUGGCCCUCUUUACAGUUAUUGUUGAGGCCGCCUUUGCUGGAAGAUGAUGAUUCUAUUCCUCAGCGGGAAGGUGUGGUGGUCGCGGCGCUGCAUUGCUGCUCUAGGCUCGCGCAGCGGCGUGAUUUGGACGACCUGAUCGGUCCUGUGGCUUCAACGAUGAGCGGCUUCGCGCUCGCGCUUGCUUCGCAGGGCGCAUCUACAAAAGUGUGCGACGCCGUGGCGGCUUGUGUUUCUUCAUUAAUCCGCCACGACGGCGACGCCGUCUGGCUGCGGGUCUUCGAUGGGUCGGGUGAGGGGCCUUUGCCGUCGUGCGCGGCGCUGCCGCCGUGCACUUCCCGUAAACUCGAUCCAAGCGUGCGCCGCGACGUGCUGGCGGCUUUGGAUCGUGUCGACGUCGAGCUGCCGGACGGCAAGGGGUUCUGGCUGUAGUGG
Pelagomonas calceolata is the source of this 3463-nucleotide messenger RNA. The record is from the annotation of a GenBank genome assembly. NCBI's taxonomy places the organism in Eukaryota, Pelagophyceae, Pelagomonadales, Pelagomonadaceae.